This is a messenger RNA of Homo sapiens (human), 3947 nucleotides long. RefSeq names its product SLAM family member 8 (gene SLAMF8). The record is from RefSeq and is a predicted model, not a curated record. Lineage: Eukaryota; Metazoa; Chordata; Mammalia; Primates; Hominidae. The transcript has 5 exons. Gene Ontology annotation, cellular component: membrane. The coding region runs from base 27 to 929 and encodes 300 amino acids.
GAGUUUGCCUGCCUCUCCAGAGAAAGAUGGUCAUGAGGCCCCUGUGGAGUCUGCUUCUCUGGGAAGCCCUACUUCCCAUUACAGUUACUGGUGCCCAAGUGCUGAGCAAAGUCGGGGGCUCGGUGCUGCUGGUGGCAGCGCGUCCCCCUGGCUUCCAAGUCCGUGAGGCUAUCUGGCGAUCUCUCUGGCCUUCAGAAGAGCUCCUGGCCACGUUUUUCCGAGGCUCCCUGGAGACUCUGUACCAUUCCCGCUUCCUGGGCCGAGCCCAGCUACACAGCAACCUCAGCCUGGAGCUCGGGCCGCUGGAGUCUGGAGACAGCGGCAACUUCUCCGUGUUGAUGGUGGACACAAGGGGCCAGCCCUGGACCCAGACCCUCCAGCUCAAGGUGUACGAUGCAGUGCCCAGGCCCGUGGUACAAGUGUUCAUUGCUGUAGAAAGGGAUGCUCAGCCCUCCAAGACCUGCCAGGUUUUCUUGUCCUGUUGGGCCCCCAACAUCAGCGAAAUAACCUAUAGCUGGCGACGGGAGACAACCAUGGACUUUGGUAUGGAACCACACAGCCUCUUCACAGACGGACAGGUGCUGAGCAUUUCCCUGGGACCAGGAGACAGAGAUGUGGCCUAUUCCUGCAUUGUCUCCAACCCUGUCAGCUGGGACUUGGCCACAGUCACGCCCUGGGAUAGCUGUCAUCAUGAGGCAGCACCAGGGAAGGCCUCCUACAAAGAUGUGCUGCUGGUGGUGGUGCCUGUCUCGCUGCUCCUGAUGCUGGUUACUCUCUUCUCUGCCUGGCACUGGUGCCCCUGCUCAGGAUGCCCUGCCCCUGAAAGAACUACCCGACUGACCAGGGCUCCGUGGUCAUUUCCAUGCCAGGCUGUCGGAGCUGGCUUGUCCCAAGGUGGAGAAAGGGAGUCAGCAAGGAGGAGUCACUGAGCCCUCACUAUGGUGGGUGUGUCCCAGAAGGCAGGGUCUGGGUCCAGCCUCUAAGCAUGGGGACAGGCAAUGCUGAUUCCUGUUCAUUCUCUCCAGCAGAGAGAAGGGCAAGAGGGAACAGCUGAGCCUGCACUCCACCUGAAGGCCCCAUCUGCUGUGGGAGGGUAUUGCCCUGGCCCCUGGCCCCUGGCCCCUGCCCCAAGAGUCCCCAGGAUUUGUGAUAAGAAAGUGGAAGCCAGGAAAACAGCAGGGAAAAAAUACCUUUAUUGAGAUAUAAUUCACAUAGCAUACAAUUCACCUAUUUAAAGUAUACAAUUCGAUGCCUUUUAGUGUAUUCGCAGAGUUGGGCAUCCACCUUCACAACCAAUUUUAAAACAUUUCUAUUACCUCCCCCAAAACCCCAUAACCCCUUAGCCAUCACCUCCCAAAUCCCCCAUUCCUCCCACAGCACUAGUCUGCUUUCUGCCUCUAUGCUUUUGUCUUUCCUGGACAUUUCAUAUAAAUAGAACUAUACACUAUGUGGCCCUUUGGCCAGGCUUUUUUCACUUAGUGUCAUGUCCUCAAGGCUCAUAAAAUAGCAUCUUUGGCCACUGAGAAGGGACCCAACAACCUGGGAUAGUAGAAAGCUCCAUGCAGGGAGUCCAGAAGCUGGUUCUGGCUCUGCCUCAUGGCUUCUGUCCAGUGAUUUAACUGGGUCCACCACAGUCCUAACUUUCCAUACCUUCUACAAUUAAAUGUAUGGCAUAGUUGCAGGCCAAGGUUAGAUACUAGGAAGAAUUUCCUAUUCUUGAAGAGCCUCCCUUUCCAGGGUGUUGGAAGACCAGGAGAAAUGUUCCUUUACCUAAGGUGACCUUGGGCUAACACACUGAGGAUUCAGAGGCCUGCAGGCAGGCCAAGGAUUCCAAGACUCCAAACACUGGAGGGGUAACUUUCUUUCUGAUGUCCUUACCAGGGAAAAAGAAAAAGGAUGUCCAUGCUGACAGAGUGGGUCCAGAGACAGAGAACCCCCUUGUGCAGGAUCUGCCAUAAAGGACAAUAUGAACUGAUGCCUGGACUAUCAGUAACCCCACUGCACAGGCACACGAUGCUCUGGGACAUAACUGGUGCCUGGAAAUCACCAUGGUCCUCAUAUCUCCCAUGGGAAUCCUGUCCUGCCUCGAAGGAGCAGCCUGGGCAGCCAUCACACCACGAGGACAGGAAGCACCAGCACGUUUCACACCUCCCCCUUCCCUCUCCCAUCUUCUCAUAUCCUGGCUCUUCUCUGGGCAAGAUGAGCCAAGCAGAACAUUCCAUCCAGGACACUGGAAGUUCUCCAGGAUCCAGAUCCAUGGGGACAUUAAUAGUCCAAGGCAUUCCCUCCCCCACCACUAUUCAUAAAGUAUUAACCAACUGGCACCAAGGAAUUGCCUCCAGCCUGAGUCCUAGGCUCUAAAAGAUAUUACAUAUUUGAACUAAUAGAGGAACUCUGAGUCACCCAUGCCAGCAUCAGCUUCAGCCCCAGACCCUGCAGUUUGAGAUCUGAUGCUUCCUGAGGGCCAAGGCAUUGCUGUAAGAAAAGGUCUAGAAAUAGGUGAAAGUGAGAGGUGGGGGACAGGGGUUUCUCUUUCUGGCCUAAGGACUUUCAGGUAAUCAGAGUUCAUGGGCCCUCAAAGGUAAAUUGCAGUUGUAGACACCGAGGAUGGUUGACAACCCAUGGUUGAGAUGGGCACCGUUUUGCAGGAAACACCAUAUUAAUAGACAUCCUCACCAUCUCCAUCCGCUCUCACGCCUCCUGCAGGAUCUGGGAGUGAGGGUGGAGAGUCUUUCCUCACGCUCCAGCACAGUGGCCAGGAAAAGAAAUACUGAAUUUGCCCCAGCCAACAGGACGUUCUUGCACAACUUCAAGAAAAGCAGCUCAGCUCAGGAUGAGUCUUCCUGCCUGAAACUGAGAGAGUGAAGAACCAUAAAACGCUAUGCAGAAGGAACAUUAUGGAGAGAAAGGGUACUGAGGCACUCUAGAAUCUGCCACAUUCAUUUUCAAAUGCAAAUGCAGAAGACUUACCUUAGUUCAAGGGGAGGGGACAAAGACCCCACAGCCCAACAGCAGGACUGUAGAGGUCACUCUGACUCCAUCAAACUUUUUAUUGUGGCCAUCUUAGGAAAAUACAUUCUGCCCCUGAAUGAUUCUGUCUAGAAAAGCUCUGGAGUAUUGAUCACUACUGGAAAAACACUUAAGGAGCUAAACUUACCUUCGGGGAUUAUUAGCUGAUAAGGUUCACAGUUUCUCUCACCCAGGUGUAACUGGAUUUUUUCUGGGGCCUCAAUCCAGUCUUGAUAACAGCGAGGAAAGAGGUAUUGAAGAAACAGGGGUGGGUUUGAAGUACUAUUUUCCCAGGGUGGCUUCAAUCUCCCCACCUAGGAUGUCAGCCCUGUCCAAGGACCUUCCCUCUUCUCCCCAGUUCCUGGGCAAUCACUUCACCUUGGACAAAGGAUCAGCACAGCUGGCCUCCAGAUCCACAUCACCACUCUUCCACUCGAUUGUUCCCAGAUCCUCCCUGCCUGGCCUGCUCAGAGGUUCCCUGUUGGUAACCUGGCUUUAUCAAAUUCUCAUCCCUUUCCCACACCCACUUCUCUCCUAUCACCUUCCCCCAAGAUUACCUGAACAGGGUCCAUGGCCACUCAACCUGUCAGCUUGCACCAUCCCCACCUGCCACCUACAGUCAGGCCACAUGCCUGGUCACUGAAUCAUGCAAAACUGGCCUCAGUCCCUAAAAAUGAUGUGGAAAGGAAAGCCCAGGAUCUGACAAUGAGCCCUGGUGGAUUUGUGGGGAAAAAAUACACAGCACUCCCCACCUUUCUUUCGUUCAUCUCCAGGGCCCCACCUCAGAUCAAAGCAGCUCUGGAUGAGAUGGGACCUGCAGCUCUCCCUCCACAAGGUGACUCUUAGCAACCUCAUUUCGACAGUGGUUUGUAGCGUGGUGCACCAGGGCCUUGUUGAACAGAUCCACACUGCUCUAAUAAAGUUCCCAUCCUUAAUGA